This is a messenger RNA of Entrophospora sp. SA101, 3264 nucleotides long. Lineage: Eukaryota; Fungi; Glomeromycota; Glomeromycetes; Entrophosporales; Entrophosporaceae. The record is from the annotation of a GenBank genome assembly.
AUGGCCCAAGAACGUAUUCCUAAUACUACUAGCAAUGGCAGCGGCACUAAUAAUUCGACCACUCCAACUUAUUUAGCACCUCCAACGACCCAUCACACUCAUCAUCAACAACAAAUUGUUUAUCCUGCCACUAAUCAAGUUACUCUUCACCAUUCUGAAAAUAAUUCGAAUGUUUCAACCAGAUCUCCUUCACCGGUCCCUCCUCCAUCACAUUCAAUUAAUUAUCAAAAUUCUAACAUUAAAGCUAACAAUAUGAUCACGAAUGCAAAUACAAAUAAUGAUAAUGCUACACAAAGACCCAGAGCAAUAGUUCCUGCGCCAACUUCUUCUAACCCGACUGCAUCUAAUAAUGCAAAUAAUCAAACCGCUACUAAUGUUCCAAUCACUAAUGUUACUACUUUACCAUCAUCCCAAGAACAACAAUUGACACAACAACAGUCUAUAAAUUCAAACGAACAAACUUCUGUCUUCGUUCCAUACGUAGUUAGAGGCGCUCAACCAACUCCAAUUACUCCACGUACUAAUAUUCCAUUCUUGGAGAGUUCAACUCAUAACAAACCUAAAAAACGUCAAUCGAGCCGUUCACCACCACCGGUUAUAAAAAAUCCAAUAAAAAAAUCUAAAAAAAAUCGUGACAACGAUAAUAUCAAAAUCGAAGUUGAACCAAACAAUAAUAACAAUAUUAAAUUGGAGGUCGAUGUUAAAAUGGAAGAAGAUGUAAUUAAUAAUAAUGGAAGAACCAUGGUUGAUUCGUCGUCUAUCUCCGAAUCUACAUUUAAUGAUAUCAUAGUUGAUAGUAAAGAAAUAGCUACAAACACAGAUAUGAUUGAACAACUGAUCUCUAAUAGAGUAAGAAAAUUGUCAAUUCAAGAAUAUGACGAGGACAAUGAUAAAAAAGAUAGUAGUACCAGCAGUGUCGAUAAUAAAAAAUUGUCAAGUAUAAAAGUUGAAGGUAAACAAAAAGACAAGGUCAAAGAAACUACUGCUACUAAAAAAAGAGAUAAGAAAGACAAUAGUAAAUCAUCGUUUUCACCUACAGAACCUUCACCUACAAAAUCUUCACCCUUGAAAUCAUCAUCUGACAGCAAAAAGAUUUCUUCUACUAGUGAAAAGAAAAAUGGUAAGAUCACCACCAUCACUUCUGCAAAAGUCAACAAUAAUAAAAUAACAAAUAUCAUUAAUGGCAAUAAAAAUAAAGCCACUAAUACUCCUGAUUCAGAUACUGAUCUUGCAAUGGAUGACGAGUCUGAAGAAGAGGAAAUAGAACAAGUAUUAGUAGUAGAUAAAAAAAUGAAACAAUCGCAACAAUCACGCAAUAAUAAACAACCUUUACAUGUUAUCAGGAAUCUAGCCACUGGUGAAAGUGGUCGUGGUGGAUGGAAUAGUGAUGACAUGGAGACGGAGAAUGAAGAGGAGAUAGAAAUUGUAACUAACACUACUAAUACAACCACCACAACGAUUUCUACAACUUAUAAUGCCAACAACAGCAAUAAUAACAACGGAUUAUCAAAACUUAGAACAACUUCGACUAUUAGUAAUAAUAGCAAAGACGACGACAAUUUUUUAAUAAAAUCAGAAGAGAGUCCUUCAUCACUAACAAAUAACAAUAACGGUUGUGUUGCCACAUCUUCAAGAAAAUCUUCGUCGUCUAGUAGUCGUAAAGGAUCUACUUCGUCUACUGAAAGUAACAAGGAUACAGCAUCAUCAACAACAACAAUUGCUUCCAUAACUAAUACCGUAUCAUCCGCAUCAUCUUCUGGUAAUAGAAAUACGUCUAUAUCAUCUUUGUCAUCGACGGUGACAACGAACGGAAGGGCAAGACCAUCUCCUACAAGAAGAAAAUCCACAAUACGGGAGAAUGAUGAACGGUUAGAAUUGGCUGCGAUAGAAUGGGAGAAAAAUAUAGAGAUUCCACAUCACAUCUGGGAAGAAACAUUGAGAAUUUUUGAAAUUGUCAAACACUCGAAAGAAAUGAAAAAUCGUCAACCACACCGUAAACGAAAUCAUAUUCUAGCCUCAAUUUUGUUCAUUUUAUGCCGUAGAAAUGGUUUACCUCGUACGUUCGUGGAAAUCUGUCAAGCGGCAUCUAUACGCAAACAAGAGAUUGGCACAUAUUAUCGUCUGAUGCAAAAGGUUUUUGAAAGUAAUGGUUUAGGUGGUGGAAACCAUGGUGUUCCUAGAACUGUUGAUUCAUCUGAAUAUCUUAAACGGUGGUGUCAAAAUUUGAAAUUGCCCGAUCACAUUCUUAAUGCAGCAAUUCAUGUAUACCGUCAAGCGAGUGAACUAAAUAUUACAACUGGCAAGUGCCCUGUCUCUGUUGGUGCAGCAUCCAUAUGGCUUUCAAUAAGUUCGUGGAAUGAAUCUAGAACAAUAUGGAAUACAACUGACGAUCAAGAAGUUAUCAAGUGUGAACACAAAGACGUGGCAUCAGCAGCCGGUGUCGUGAAUGCAACACUGGUGGGAUGUUUCAAAAACUUGUCGAAAUUCAAAGAACAAUUGUUACCUUCCGGGUUUAUUGAAGAAGCUAAAAAGAGAUCGCCAUUCCCAAACAGGAUGUCUGUAUGGUUACCACCUAAUAAUAGUCCUAAUAAAAACCAUGCUGUCAUAAAUAAUAACGGUUCCAAUAGCUCUGCUGAUGGCGGUAUUAAUAACGGUAACGCUAAUGGUGUCAAUAAUUAUAAUGUAAAUAAUAACAACACAGUAGUCACUUACACGACAUCACCGACAAGGAUUCAUAACAAUGAUGAUGACUUGCCUAUGAACGUCGUCGAAUCACAAGACGAUGAACUUGAGGAUGGUGAAUUGAGGGAAUCCGAGGAAAAAUGUGCUUACACGACAACAACAGAUACAAGCGACAAUACUGUUGUUCCUCUUAGUAACACAUUAGUUAACAAGGAAAAGAAUAAAGAAAUGGAAGGUGAAGAAGAUGAAGAUACUAAUGCUUUCGGUCCAAGUGCCCUGACAAUAUUUUCAUCUCGUAGUUGUAUAUUUGGCAACUCAUUGGCAUGGAUGUCUACCAAUAAUGUGGAUUUAUUGGCCUGGUGGAAAAGUAAUUUCGGAGCUGUGGCACCUGAAUUGACAAAAAUUGUGGUAAGAGUUCUUUCUAUUCUUACCUCAUCAGAUGUUACAAAUGUAGGUGAAGAUAUUGAUGAUAGUGAUGAUGACGAUAAUAAUGAUGGUGAUGAUAAUGAUGGCAAUGUUGAUAGUGCUGAUAAUAGUGAUAUUGACAGUGAUGAUGAAAAUGAAUCAUCUGUAAACAUUUAA